Molecule: messenger RNA, 1314 nt
Organism: Apis florea (little honeybee)
Lineage: Eukaryota; Metazoa; Arthropoda; Insecta; Hymenoptera; Apidae
Product: longitudinals lacking protein-like
Source: RefSeq, a predicted model, not a curated record
UCGAUUUCGAGGUUAUGACGAAUCUUCUGUAUCGAAUGUAUAUAGUUUACAGAAGAUUGUGUCAAUGCUUGUUCAACGUAUAAAAUAAAAAGUUGGACAUUGCUCGAUAUAUUUCACAUGAAACGAGGUGAAGAUUCGAACCUGGAUUCUGAGGUGACUCCGCUAGAUGGCUCGCGCGUCUCCAAACGAUGGAGUCUAUUGUAUUCCUGUAAAUAAACUCUAGACUUCAGACCAAUUGUCCUGGGAAAGUACCACGGUGUCGUGCGAAAUUCUCGCCACAUGCUCAGGCUACAGACGUCCCUUAACCGGCGGGGGUUCCCGUGCCCGAGGUGCGCCCGUACCUUUCACACUUCGGGCGGCAUGAGCCGCCACUACAGGCUCGAGUGCGUCGAUCUGCCCCGUUUCAAGUGCCCCCAUUGCGAUAUGCGCAGCAAGUAUACCCAGGCCGUGUACAGGCACAUUAGAGCAAAGCACCGGAACAUGGAGCUAAGAAUGGAAAUACUCGACGUCCCGUACAAGGACGAACGCUAUAGAGUGUUCGAAGUGCGGCAAGACGUUCCCCAAGCAAAGAGAUUUGACGUUCCACGUGAGGCACGCGUGCGAAGAGAAAUACAAGAUUCGUAGCAUGAGAAAUUCGGAUGCGUAUCUCUAUGGCAACGAUUUGGACUGCAAUCGAUGCGGGAAGAGGUUCAAAAGGCGGAAAGAUCUCAAUUACCACAUACGUCAUUUGUGCGGUAUACGUGGUAUACAGUGUCCUUAUUGCAACAAAUGUUACACGUAUUCGUCCAACGUCAAGUAUCAUAUAAGCCGUUACCACGAGGGGAAAGAGGUUUAUUACAAUAAACUUGUUUGAACGAAUUUCGAUUAGAUCAGCGCGAAUCAUUUUCGUCGUCGAGAAAAGAAACAACGUGGUGUUUUUUUUCCGAAUCGAUUUCUUUUCUAAUCGUACGCUCGAUCCCUCAAGCUUGCCGCAAGAUUUUCGUGCUCGUCUCGUCGAACGAGAAUAACGUUCGAAUUUUCGAACGAAAGAAUUCUUUCUAUUUCGUAUUUCGAAUCAUAUAGGAUUACAUUACGAUGGAAUUUUUUUCUCCCUAAUCGUCGCAAUUCUCUUUCUGUUUCUUUCUUUCUUUCUCUCUCUCUUUCUUUGUCUCUCUCUUCCUCUCUAGUCACUCGUCGAGCCUGUGAGAGCAUACGUUUAACUGUGUGUUCGAAAUCUCGCCGAUAACGCGAACGAACGAAUUGUAAAAGAUCUCGUAAGCAUAAUGUAAACGUUUAUUUGAAAAUAACGAUUAAAAACUCGAUCAACUUUCAGCU